Molecule: messenger RNA, 561 nt
Organism: Closterium sp. Naga37s-1
Lineage: Eukaryota; Viridiplantae; Streptophyta; Zygnematophyceae; Desmidiales; Closteriaceae
Source: the annotation of a GenBank genome assembly
AUGCUCUUUCUGACCGCAUGUCUUAUGUGUGUGCAGGUGGACGUCACCCUCGUGGCGCACCUUGUACAACAGACGCGGAUGCGCCUGAAGACGCGCUACUUCGACAGGUCCCCUGGUCACUUUUUUGGCAGCGGAGAGAAGAUGCAGCUGCCUGACUUCAUCAAGGCUCACCAGAAGAUGGAUAAGCGACAGAUGAAAGCGGAAGGCGUGGACGCGGACGGCAACGCCGUCUCCUUCGAAUUCACCCUGCACGAACGCCCCCUGCCAGGCCAUGAGACAGACAGUGAUGUAACCGCGUGCUUCGAGCUUUCGCUCAAGUUCAUCCGCAAAGUGGACGCGGAGCUGGAGUGGCGCAUGCGCGACCUCAACCUCCUCGAAGGCACCAAGCUGUUUCGUACGGCGUCGUAUGUGGCCGACGACACCCAGCGGCUGGAGUCCUUCAGGAAGUGGCUUGGCCAGCUCCACAAGCUGCGAUCCACCAAAGACUUCUCCGGCAUGAAGGCCAGCAGCACUAAGCAGUUUGCAGACGAGGCAGUUGCUAGUGCAGCAGAUGUUGAUUGA